Aspergillus heteromorphus CBS 117.55 is the source of this 1067-nucleotide messenger RNA. RefSeq names its product TRAPP complex core subunit BET3. Bases 50 to 628 code for a protein of 192 amino acids. Gene Ontology annotation, biological process: intra-Golgi vesicle-mediated transport; endoplasmic reticulum to Golgi vesicle-mediated transport. The record is from RefSeq and is a predicted model, not a curated record. NCBI's taxonomy places the organism in Eukaryota, Fungi, Ascomycota, Eurotiomycetes, Eurotiales, Aspergillaceae. The transcript has 5 exons. Gene Ontology annotation, cellular component: TRAPP complex; cytosol; cis-Golgi network membrane.
CAAUCCUACUCUUCACGUGAACCUUGAGGGAUCUGCGUGCAACCUAACCAUGUCAUCCGCAACGAAGGCAUCCAGAAUCGGGGAAGAGCUGUGGAAAACGAGAGUGGAUAAAGUGAACGCCGAGUUGGUGACGCUGACGUACGGAACGAUAGUCGCACAGCUUUGCCAGGACUACGAUGGGAACUACCAGGAAGUAAACAAGCAGUUGGAAAAGAUGGGCUACAAUAUCGGCAUGCGGCUUAUUGAGGAUUUCCUGGCCAAGUCGAACGUUGGCCGAUGUGCCAAUUUCCGGGAAACAGCGGAUAUGAUUGCGAAGGUUGGCUUUCGGAUUUUUCUCAACAUCGCGCCCACUGUGACCAAUUGGACCAGCGACAACAACCAGUUCUCUCUCGUGUUCGAUGAAAACCCCCUGGCGGACUUCGUUGAGCUACCGGAUGAUGGACGGGCACAGGAUGAGCUGUGGUUUUCUAAUAUUCUCUGUGGAGUUCUUCGGGGCGCACUGGAGAUGGUGCAAAUGCAGAUUGAGGCGCAUUUUGUGAGCGACGUGCUGCGAGGAGAUGACACGACAGAGAUGCGAGUGUCGCUUGUGAGAUACAUUGAGGAUGAGAUGCCCCCUGAUGAGGAGUAAGCGUGGCAUACUGUAUGGAAACCGGGCUUAUUUGGACACGUUGAGGCGUCUGGUGUUUUAGGGCUUUACCCACUGAUCUGGAGCUGCAUUUACUGACAAAUGUCAUGUUUACUUAUGAUUGAUGAUCCAAUUUCCCCCUCUUCCUUGCAUUGAGAUUGAUCAACGCAGAAGAGCUCCCAGAACGCAAGACAACCAGGGCACAAUGCAUACCACCGUCGCAGGCUGGGCCUGGACAAAAGGGUAUUGAUGAGGAAUGCAAGGUUGAUAAUUACAAUAGAUAUCGCUUGCUGUAAUGGGUACCGAGUUAUUAAUCAACCAGAACAAUAGAGUUAGACGAGCAGGGAUCCAGCCAUAGUCAGGUGCUGAAAAUGAUAGGCGCGUUGAUAUGCGAACUGAUAUGCGAUAACGGAGGCGGUGACAUCCGCCAGGCGGAUGUCAU